Molecule: messenger RNA, 869 nt
Organism: Beta vulgaris subsp. vulgaris (sugar beet)
Lineage: Eukaryota; Viridiplantae; Streptophyta; Magnoliopsida; Caryophyllales; Amaranthaceae
Exons: 5
Coding region: 122-619 (165 amino acids)
Cellular component (GO): chloroplast inner membrane; chloroplast thylakoid membrane
Source: RefSeq, a predicted model, not a curated record
ACGAUAAUUUCAAUAAAAAGCAAAACAAAAAGUUCUAUCCACUGGCCUACACAUACAUUAUUCAUUCUACAUACACCUGUGACCUGUCUCUUCCUCAACUUUCUUCUUGUUUUCUUCACUCAUGGCGAUUUCACUUUCUUCCGCUGCGAUUUCAGGUGGAUCUAAUAUCAGGACAUGUGAGCUUCCAUUCUCAAAAUGUAGCUCUUUGGGGAAAAUGACAAUCAGUGCAAUGCCAAGAAAGUCGAAACAGUUGGGAGUGCACCACAAGCUUGCUGUUCGUGCAGAAUACAGCAAUGAUGAUAGAGGUGGAGGUGGUGGUGAUUUUGUUGCUGGCUUUCUUCUUGGUAGUGCAGUUUGUGGAACUCUAGCAUAUAUCUUUGCUCCUCAGAUCAGAAGAUCACUGCUGAAUGAAGAUGAAUAUGGUUUUAGGAAGGCUAGGCGACCAAUAUACUAUGACGAUGAAGGUCUGGAGCAAAAGCAGAAGACCAGACAAACCCUCAAUACCAAACUGAGCCAACUCAAUGCUGCAAUCGACAAUGUAUCUACUCGCCUGCGGGGUGGAAAUAAUGCGGCUACAGUACCCGAGUCAGAUCAAGAAGAAGUAGAAGCCGCAUCAUAGAAUCGGGUCUAUUUUACCUAUCACAAAUUGUCUUUCAGCUGAUGCUUUUGCUGAGCCACCAGCCAUAUUGACUUCAACCUAUAUUUUAUCUCUUAUCAUCUGGAGACUUCUGUGAAUACUUUUCUCUUUAAUAGUUUAUGAUCUAUGUGGUCUAUUGGUGCAAACUUGUGAUGUAAUGCUGUUUCACAUAAACUAGAAUAUUGAAUGAGGUGAUUUUGAAUGCAUUUCUUGCAAUUAUACUCUCUUGUUA